UCAGACCGUCUGCCUGCCUCCGACCGCGGGCGCGCGGCGCAACCCGAUCUCCUUGGACUUGAAUGAGGAGCGGGCGGCGGCGCUCAGCUGCGGAUCGGCCGGCGCGCAGGCUGAGCCCGGCGGCCCCGUGCCCCGGCCGCCCGCCCGUGCCCCGCACGCCGCCCGCGGCCACGGCUCGCCGCCCCGGGACUCCCGGUCGGCGGCCGGGGGACCCAGCUCGCCCCGGGGACCUCGGCGGCGCCCGGAGCCCGCUCCGCGCCGCUCGCUGUAUGCGGGGCCCGAGCCCCGCGCGCCGGCCGGAGCCGCCCCCGCGCCCCGCGCCUCGCGCCCCGCGCCGCCCGUGACCGCUUGAUGGGGGUCAACGGCACCGCCGCCGCCGCCGCCGGGCAGCCCAAUGUCUCCUGCGCGUGCAACUGCCAGCGCUCUUUGUUCCCCAGCAUGGAGAUCACGGAGCUGGAGUUCGUGCAGAUCGUGGUCAUCGUGGUGGUGAUGAUGGUGAUGGUGGUGAUGAUUACCUGCCUGCUAAGCCACUACAAGCUGUCAGCCCGCUCCUUCAUCAGUCGACACAGCCAGGCCAGGAGGAGAGACGAGGGACUGUCCUCGGAAGGAUGCCUCUGGCCCUCAGAGAGUACCGUGUCAGGCGGAAUGCCAGAGCCACAGGUCUAUGCCCCACCUCGGCCCACUGACCGUCUCGCUGUGCCCCCCUUCGUCCAGCGGAGCCGGUUCCAGCCCACCUACCCCUACCUGCAACAUGAAAUUGCCCUGCCACCCACCAUCUCGUUGUCUGAUGGGGAGGAGCCCCCACCCUACCAGGGCCCCUGCACCCUCCAGCUACGGGACCCCGAGCAACAGCUGGAGCUGAACCGAGAGUCUGUGCGUGCACCCCCCAACCGGACCGUCUUCGACAGUGACCUUAUAGACAGCACCAUGCUGGGAGGCCCCUGUCCCCCCAGCAGUAACUCGGGCAUCAGCGCCACCUGCUAUAGCAGCGGUGGGCGCAUGGAGGGGCCGCCUCCCACCUACAGUGAGGUCAUCGGUCAUUACCCAGGCUCCUCCUUCCAGCACCAGCAAAGUACCGGGCAGUCCUCCUUGCUAGAGGGGACCCGGCUUCAUCACCCUCACAUUGCCCCACUGGAGAACAAGGAGAAGGAGAAACAAAAAGGUCACCCCCUCUAGGAGUGGGGGCCGGGGCACCUGUAGGCAAAACCGCAAAAAAAAUAAAAUAAAUAAAAACACUCCGCACUUCUUAAGAGAGAAGAGAGAGGAAGGCAGGAGACACACAGGCCGUGUGGCGUGUGCUAGUUCUCCUGUCUGUGUAUAAAUAUUUACAUGUUCUGUGUGGUCUGAAUGCAGAAGCUCAGAAAGCUUGCAAAAAAAGAAAAAGACGCCAUGUUUCUUUGUUGAGCCGUGUCUUGAAGGCGAAAGAGAAAAACGCUCCACUAGUCUUUUCUUGUUCUUAGUUGAGCUCUGUGCGUGAAUGCCUAAUUUCUUUUGUUUAUGAUGGUUUUACUUAACUUUAAAGACAUAUUUGCACAAAACCUUUGUUUAAGAUCUGCAAUAUUAUAUAUAUAAAUAUAUAUAAAAUAAGAGACUCUGUAUGUGGGAGAGCCAGGAGUAUUUUUGUAUUAGAAGAGGCCUAUUCAAAAAAAAAAAGUUGUUUUCUGAACUAGAAGAGAAAAAAAAAUGGCAAUUUUUUGAGUGCCAACUCCGAAAGUGUGUAUUACCUUGUAAAGAAAAAAAAAAAAUUCUACAAAGCAGGGGUUUAGAGCUAUUUAUAUAAAUGUUGAGAUUUUGCACUAUUUUUUAAUAUAAUAUAUCAGUGCUUGUUUGAUGGAAACUUCUAGAGAGUGUGUUGAGACUUGGAGAAAUGUUGAGUUUCAGUCUGAACAGAGCACCGGGGGUGUGUCCCCCCCACCCCCGGGUCUCAGAGGGCCCCCACUGCGCAGGAAAGCCAGGCUCCCCAGGGCCACGCGCCUGCAAGCCAACGGAUGCUUCUGUCCAGACAGGCUGUGAACAGUUACACAUUCCCUGCCGAAGGGGACCCAUGUCGUCCUCUGGGUUACAGCUGAGUCAGGACCGCGCCCCACAGAGGCACCCGGUCCCAGAUGCCUUUCCCAAUAUGAAAAAUAAACUGUUACUGAAGGAA
Arvicanthis niloticus (Nile rat) is the source of this 2146-nucleotide messenger RNA. RefSeq names its product prostate transmembrane protein, androgen induced 1 (gene Pmepa1). The record is from RefSeq and is a predicted model, not a curated record. Gene Ontology annotation, cellular component: Golgi membrane; early endosome membrane. Lineage: Eukaryota; Metazoa; Chordata; Mammalia; Rodentia; Muridae. Gene Ontology annotation, biological process: negative regulation of transforming growth factor beta receptor signaling pathway. Gene Ontology annotation, molecular function: R-SMAD binding.